Molecule: messenger RNA, 1844 nt
Organism: Andrographis paniculata
Lineage: Eukaryota; Viridiplantae; Streptophyta; Magnoliopsida; Lamiales; Acanthaceae
Product: beta-caryophyllene synthase-like
Exons: 7
Coding region: 58-1707 (549 amino acids)
Biological process (GO): diterpenoid biosynthetic process
Molecular function (GO): magnesium ion binding; terpene synthase activity
Source: RefSeq, a predicted model, not a curated record
AACCCAAAAAUACACAAGAAAGAGAGAAGAAACAUAUCCAAAAAAAUCUAAAGAUACAUGGAAAUGCAUGCAUUAGCAGUUCAUAAUUUGGAGAAUGUUCGUCGAUCUGUCACAUAUCACCCAACCAUUUGGGGAGACAAGUUUCUAUCAUACGGUCCUAAUACUCAUGUGGAGAGUUCAAGCGGCAACGAAGAGGAGGAGCUUCAGAAACUGAAGGAGGAAGUGAAGAAACUAUUGGCUGCAACACCAAACGAUACACUGCAGAAACUAGAGCUCAUUGAUGCACUACAACGCCUGGGAGUGGCCUACCAUUUCGAGAAAGACAUUGAUGAAUCCUUAAAGAUUGUCUAUGAGAGUUACAUACAAGGCUACAACAAUGAUGUUUAUGCCAUUUCUCUUUGCUUCCGCUUACUCCGCCAACAAGGACACAAGAUCUCAUCCGAUGUGUUGGAAGUAUUCAUGAACGAGGAAGGGAAAUUUAAUGACUCACUGGCAGACAAUGUACAAGGGAUCCUGAGCUUGUAUGAAGCAGCGCAAUAUGGAAUACAUGGAGAGGAAAUCCUCGACCUAGCACAAGACUUUGCAUCAUCUCAUCUUGAGUCCAUAGUCUCCAAGAUUGGCAAUAGUCCUCUUGCUGCGCGAGUCAAAGAAGCCAUAGAAACCCCAAUCCACAAGAGUUUGAAUCGACUGCACACCAUGAAGUUCAUUCGAAUGUAUCAACAAGAUGAAUGUCGUAAUGAGUUGCUUCUAGCCUUUGCAAAGUUGGACUUCAAUCUUCUCCAGAAGAUGCACCAGAAAGAGAUAAGUGAUCUUACAAGGUGGUGGAAAGCUUUAGACUUUAAAAAUAAAUUACCAUUUGCAAGAGAUAGGAUGGUAGAGUGCUAUUUUUGGAUUUUGGGACUGUAUUUUGAGCCCCAAUUUCAGGUUGGGAGGAUUAUAUUGUCCAAAGUGAUUAUGUUGGCUUCUACCAUCGAUGAUAUUUAUGAUGUCCAUGGAACAUUGGAUGAACUCCAAGAGUUCACUGAAGCAAUCACAAGGUGGGAUACAACUGCAAUGGAGAAACUACCUCCCUACAUGAAAACAUGUUAUCAAGCACUUUUAAAUGUCUACCAAGAGAUCGAAGAAUUGGUAAGUGUAGAAGAUAGUGCAACAUUUACAAACUAUGCAAAAGAAGAGAUCAAAAAAUUGGUGCAAGCAUACUUUAAAGAGGCUGAAAGAUUGUUCAAGGGUGUAAUUCCAACACUAGAAGAAUACAUGAAGGUUGGAGUUCCAUCUGCGGGCUAUAUGAUGGUGGCUGUAACAUCCUUACUUGGCAUGGGAGGUUUAGUUUCGAAAGAAGACAUCCAUUGGGUUUCAAGCGAAGCAUUGAUAGUUCGUGCAACGUCGCUAAUUGCUAGAUUGAUGGAUGAUAUGGCUGGCUAUGAGUUUGAAACGAAACUAUCAGCAGUAGAAUGCUACAUGAAUGAGAAAGGCGCCACAGAAGAGGAAGCAUUUGAUGAACUUAAGAAACAAGUUAAGGCAGCUUGGAAGGACAUAAAUCAAGAAUGUCUUUAUCCGACACCGACUUUCUUGCCGAUACUUACACCCAUAGCUAACUCAGCACGUGUCAUUCAUCUUAUCUACAAGGAUGGGGAUGGAUACACCAAUUCCAAAAUUAAGACCAAGGAGGCUAUAGAAUCUGUGCUACUUCAACCAGUAGUUACCUAAUUUAAUAACAUAUUUUAGUAAAUGAUAAGCUGUUUUUUAUUUCCAUAAUUGUAAUGGGUUAUUUUAUUAUUUUAGUUCUGUAUUGAAAUCUGUUGCAAACUAGUUUCAUAAAUAAAAAAUGUUUGUAGUUUUAUUCA